Myotis myotis is the source of this 4247-nucleotide messenger RNA. RefSeq names its product ArfGAP with FG repeats 1 (gene AGFG1). Gene Ontology annotation, cellular component: cytoplasmic vesicle. The transcript is spliced from 15 exons. NCBI's taxonomy places the organism in Eukaryota, Metazoa, Chordata, Mammalia, Chiroptera, Vespertilionidae. Gene Ontology annotation, molecular function: GTPase activator activity. Bases 273 to 2078 code for a protein of 601 amino acids. The record is from RefSeq and is a predicted model, not a curated record.
CUCCCUUCUGGAGAAGUCGGGAAGGUGGCGGCGGCGGCGACGGUGGCUGUCCCGGCCGGGCCGGUUGGUGUGGGCGGUCAGUCCGCGCUCCGCAGCGCCCGCGCCGCGCCCAGCCCAGUGGACUCGAGCGGCGGCGGAGGCCAGCCCGGUGCGGGGGCGCGCGCGGACCGAGGGCGGCGGCCGCGGCCAGGGCGGCCCGUGGGAGCGCGGGCCCCCGGCGCAGCGCCGCCCGGCGCCCGGCCCUGCCGGCCUGCUCCCCGGGCGCCGCGACCAUGGCGGCCAGCGCCAAGCGGAAGCAGGAGGAGAAGCACCUGAAGAUGCUGCGGGACAUGACCGGCCUCCCGCACAACCGAAAGUGCUUCGACUGCGACCAGCGCGGCCCCACCUACGUGAACAUGACGGUGGGCUCCUUCGUCUGUACCUCCUGCUCCGGCUGCCUGCGAGGGUUAAAUCCACCACACAGGGUGAAAUCUAUCUCCAUGACAACAUUCACACAACAGGAAAUUGAAUUCCUACAAAAACAUGGAAAUGAAGUCUGUAAACAGAUUUGGCUAGGAUUAUUUGAUGAUAGAUCUUCAGCAAUUCCAGACUUCAGGGAUCCACAAAAAGUGAAAGAGUUCCUACAAGAAAAAUAUGAAAAGAAAAGAUGGUAUGUCCCACCAGAACAAGCCAAAGUAGUGGCAUCUGUUCAUGCAUCUAUUUCAGGCUCCUCUGCCAGUAGCACAAGCAGCACACCUGAGGUCAAACCACUGAAAUCUCUUUUAGGAGAUUCAGCAGCAGCCCUGCACCUAAAUAAGGGCACACCUAGUCAGUCCCCUGUUGUAGGUCGCUCUCAAGGACAGCAGCAGGAAAAGAAGUUUGACCUUUUAAGUGAUCUUGGCUCAGACAUAUUUGCUGCUCCAGCUUCUCAGUCAUCAGCUACAGCCAAUUUUGCUAACUUUGCACAUUUCAACAGUCAUGCAGCCCAGAAUUCUGCAAAUGCAGAUUUUGCAAACUUUGAUGCUUUUGGACAGUCUAGUGGUUCGAGUAAUUUUGGAGGUUUCCCCACAGCAAGUCACUCUCCUUUUCAGCCCCAAACUACAGCAUUUAGAAUGCUUUCAUCUAGCUGCAGUUUUGGUGAAUUUACUUCUGCUUUUCCUCUCCAGGCUACCAACAGUGGAAGUGCUGGAUCAGUAAAUGCUAAUUUUGCUCAUUUUGAUAACUUCCCCAAAUCCUCCAGUGCUGAUUUUGGAACCUUCAGUACUUCGCAGAGUCAUCAAACAGCAACAACUGUUAGUAAAGUUGCAACAAAUAAAGCUGGUCUUCAGGCUGCAGACAAAUAUGCAGCACUUGCUAAUUUAGACAAUAUCUUCAGUGCUGGACAAGGUGGUGAUCAGGGGAGUGGCUUUGGGACCGCAGGUAAAGCUCCUGUUAGUUCUGUGGUUUCACUUCCCAGUCAAUCAAGUGCGUCUUCAGACAAGUAUGCAGCUCUGGCAGAACUAGACAGCGUUUUCAGCUCUGCAGCCACUUCCAAUAAUGCGUACACUUCCACAAGUAAUGCCAGCAGCAAUGUUUUUGGAACAAUGCCAGUGGGUGCUUCUGCACAGACACAGCCUGCUUCUUCAAGUGUGCCUGCUCCAUUUGGAGCUACGCCUUCCACAAAUCCAUUUGUGGCUGCUGCUGGUCCUUCUGUGGCAUCUUCUACAAAUCCAUUUCAGACCAAUGCCAGAGGAACAACAGGCCUUUCUGGAGCAAUGCAUUCUCAAGUGUUUCCUCACGCUCAUUUUGCGGCGACCUUUGGCACCGCAUCCAUGAGCAUGCCUGCAGGCUUCGGGACGCCUGCGCCCUAUAGUCUUCCCACCAGCUUCAGUGGCAGCUUCCAGCAGCCUGCCUUCCCAGCCCAAGCAGCUUUCCCUCAACAGACAGCUUUUUCUCAACAGCCCAAUGGUGCAGGUUUUGCAGCAUUUGGACAAACAAAGCCAAUGGUAACCCCUUUUGGUCAAGUUGCAGCUGCUGGAGUAUCUAGUAAUCCUUUUAUGACUGGUGCACCGACAGGACAAUUUCCAACAGGAAGCUCAUCAACCAAUCCUUUCUUAUAGCCUUAUAUAGACAUUUACUGGAAAGAACUUUUACAUGGUCACAUUACAUCUCUCCGCCUCUUGCACUGUUGUCUUGUUUCACUGAUCUUAGCUUUAAACACAAGAGAAGUCUUUAAAAAGCCUGCAUUGUGUAUUAAACACCAGGUAAUAUGUGCAAAACAGAGGGCUCCAGUAACAACUUUUAACCUGUGAAUUGGCAGAAAAAGGUAGCGGUAUCAUGUAUAUUAAAAAUUGGCUAAUAUUAAGUUAUUGCAGAUACCACAUUCAUUAUGCUGCAGUACUGUACAUAUUUUUCUUAGAAAUUAGCUAUUUGUGCAUAUCAGUAUUUGUAACUUUUAACACAUUGUUAUGUGGAAAAUGUUACUGGGAAAAUAGAUCAGCCACUUUCAAGGUGCUGUCAUGUAUCUCGGAAUGAAUGACCUGAAAUCAUUUUAACCAUUGCUACUGGAAAGUUACAAAGUCGGAAGUGGAAGGUUUUAUUCAGUCUUGGAUUUUUCCCUCCUAAAGAGCUCUUCUAUUUAUACAUGCCUAAAUUCUUUAAAAAUGUAGAAGGAUACCUGUCUGCAUAAUAAAGCUGAUCAUGUUUUGCUACAGUUUGCAGGUGAAAAAAAUAAAUAUUAGAAAAUAUGCUAUUGUUUUUGUGUUCUUGCUGCAAUGCCUUUACCAAAGUGGCCUUAAAUGUGAGUAGUGAAUUGAGAACAUCUUGAAUUCUUAAAUUAGGAUUUCAGAAGACUUCUAGUGACUAACUUUUAUGUCUAAAAGAGAAAAUUUUAUAUAAAGGCCAUGUAGAAAAUGUAUUAAAACUACUAUGACUGCUAUAUUCAUGAAUAUGUCAGUGGUAAAGCAUUUACAUGUAGCUUGUCAGAUUCAUCAUAAUCCUUCUAAUUUCUUUGCAACUUCUUAAUUUUGUGAAAUUUGUAAAUAUGAAGAAUUUGCAUGUAUGUGUAUUUACAAAUUUUUUCAAGUAUCUUGAAUUCUCAGACUUCAAAAGGCCUAUUUUAAAUAUUGAUUUUAAAAAUACUGUAUUUGAAUGUAUUGGAAGCAGACAUGCAUUAACUGUGACAUGAUUGCACCUCAGAUUUGUUUUCUGUUUAGACAAACUGAUAUUAUUAAUAGGACAUUUGUUUAUGUUCAUCUCUGGCGGGGUAAAGAAACUGGAACCCAGUGUUACCUUGAAGUUAUAGAAUACUUUGUUUAAAAGGACAAUGAUACUAAUAUUUAGUUUUAUCUUUUUGUUAAUAUUCAAAUGAACUUGUUUAAAUAUUUAUGUGCAGCAAUGCCUCAUUCAUCCAGAGAUAAUCUGGCAGUCUCAUCAAAACAACACAACUGGGAAACUUGGAAUCAUCUUUUUUUUUCUUUUUUUAAAUGCCUUUGAGCAACCUACUUAAGUCAUGAAGUCUUUACUGAUUAUUUGGUUUCCCAGCCCAUAGCAAAUUAACAGUUCAGAGGUUGUGGCUCGAAAGGAAGGAGAUAGAAAAAACUAUGAAGAGUAUACUCUUGAAGACUAUUUAGUGUAGGGGCAGCCAGCCCAGCCUAGGUCACUAAAUCACAUCAUCUUCUAAUAAUUGUCUAUUUUGCUGACUCAGUGUCAUCAAGAUAAGCUGAAAUUACAUAUACAAAUGGGUAGCAUGUGUUUAUAAUGUUUUAUCUUAUAAUGAUUAGACAUUUUUUAAAAAGCUUUGGUAUUAAAAGAGGUGAACGUCUGUUUCCUCAAACAUUUUAUUCAUGUUGAAUACCUUUUUCAGUGGUGGCUACAUGAGUUAUCCUACUAUCCUCAAGCUGUGUAGUGUUUUAGACUUGUUCAAACAUUGCUGUUUGUUGAAUAUCUAGCUGAAUGUGUGGUUUUCCUGACCCAUUUGAUAAGAAGACUGGGAGAUCUCUGCCCCUUUUCUGAGCAGUAUGCCUCUUCUUUUAGAAUUAAAUGAAUGCUGCAACAGUUGUGGUGUGUGUUGGUGUAUACUUGAAAUGUCUCUACAUUUGUGGGGUCUCCACCCUAUUUUUCUUGGAGGGAACACUAAAGAAAUGUCUUUGAAUGCCUGUAUUUUAGAUUGUAUUGGGUCCUAAUCAAUCCACAUGUAUAAAGUUAUAAUAUAUAAUUGUAGGCAUUACCCAAAUAACCUUCCAGCUUUCCAUCUAAGAAAUAAGUAAAUUAAACAGUUAUUAUGAAAA